Messenger RNA from Paramacrobiotus metropolitanus, 1570 nucleotides. Its product is annotated as OCIA domain-containing protein 1-like. The transcript has 2 exons. Gene Ontology annotation, cellular component: endosome. The coding region runs from base 389 to 1342 and encodes 317 amino acids. The record is from RefSeq and is a predicted model, not a curated record. Lineage: Eukaryota; Metazoa; Tardigrada; Eutardigrada; Parachela; Macrobiotidae.
UACACUGCCCCAAGCCCCCCAAACGAAAAUGCCAAAAAUCGAAGUUUUUGGAAUCUUCAGAAUCGGUCUGCCAGAGCGGAAAUUCCGAACGCGACGAAAUUCCGAGCGCGACGAUAAUUACCAGCCAAUGGCAGCAUUCUCGGGGUGGGCAUGAAUUUUAAUUUCGGCCGUCAUUUUCAUUUUCGACUGGCAUGUUCAUCCCGCCCAAGAAGAUCGCACUGGGCACAGUGAGCAGCUGUGAGCUGAUUUGAGCAAAUUGGCAACUAUUGGUUGACGUUUUUGAAUUUUGAUAUUGGUUUCGAAUAAUUUAUUAGAAAUCGGAUAUUAUUAUUAAUGUCUUUCACCAUUGGUUCAGUGAAUUGUGAACUGUUAAACGUCGUGGUUCGUUAUGAAAUCCUCAAACGAUUACGACAAAAACCAGCGAUUCAGUGACGAUCGUGCGAUGGGCGACCGAUCAUUUGGGAAUAACGUGUAUGGCGACAAUGAUCGUUCUGGACUCGCGUACUCGAAUCCGAUUGAUUUGAGCGAAACAAGUCCCCGAAGAGGAUUUCCGGGUGCAUCUGGAGGACAGUACCAGCAGUACGAUAAACAGCAACCCAAUGCGCCAAACUGGUCGUAUGGCGGCGGUUCUCCGCCUGAUCAGGAGCGAACCCAAUUUUCCAACUAUGGCGCGGAGCCAGAUUCCAAUUAUAAAAUGACAGCGGAAGAAAAUGCCAUUUUGAAAGAAUGUGCCCGGGAAUCCACCAUAAAGCGAUCGCUGCCAUUUGCUGCGGUAUUUUCCGCACUUACCCAUCUCGCAGUGAAAAAGGGCUAUUUGUCAGCGCAUCCGAAAUAUGGAUCAAUGUUCAAGGUAUUUGCUUCCGGCUUUACUGGGUACCUGCUCGGGAAACUGAGCUAUUACAAAGAAUGCGAAGAUAAAUUUUUGAGCCUGCCCAACAGCCGCGUUGCCGAUGCCAUCCGUCGUCGGCGCCAGGGCAAAACCGGACUUCCACCGCCUCCGCAGCAGCCGUAUCCUGGUGGGAGCGGCGGAUACCGGCCAGUCCAGCCCACAACACCGCUGUAUGGCUACGACAAUCAGGGGCCGGCGCGAUCGGAACGGAGCAGCAUUUACAACGCUGAUGACCACGUGAGUAGCCUGGAUAUUGACUCCGAAAAGAACACCUACCAGGAAGGCAGGGACCCGGAAAUGUUAUCGGAGCGCUCAUUUGAUCAUGGCCGAGAGGAGGCUUCGCGUCCCAGCGCAAAUUACGAUGAUUUACGACGCCAGCAUCGAGAUGCCUACUUCCGCCCGCCCCAGCCCCAGCCUCGACCGGAUGACCGCAGCCGGCCUAGCGACGCUUAGUGCUUUUGGAAAUAAUGAAGAACAGAGAUGUGUUUCAAAUUCAAACUGCAUUUGUGCUUUAUUCGUAAUUUGGUUUUUGUGGUUGCUUUUAUACGAGUAACGAAGUAGGUAUGCACUCACUAUGCAGUAUGCUGUGGCUCUAAUUCUGUUUAGGUUUUAUGUGUUGGUGUAUGUCUCGGACGCCUUUACUUAUGUUAAAACAGUGCCAUUCAAAGUUUCCUUUGACAG